Entrophospora candida is the source of this 615-nucleotide messenger RNA. Lineage: Eukaryota; Fungi; Glomeromycota; Glomeromycetes; Entrophosporales; Entrophosporaceae. The record is from the annotation of a GenBank genome assembly.
AUGAAGUCAAAUCAUUUGGAAGAAAUAGUUAUCGAUUUAUGUAAAAGACACAGUCAAGAUGCAAUUCUAAUUGACAAAUCAAUCAAAAGAAAAUGCAAACUUUUCAGUAGACAUAUAAUGUUUUUUGCAAGAUAUAUCUACAAUUUAAGAUUAUCAGACAAUAGAUGGAAUCUCACUCACUUUGUAAAAAUGAAACAUUUCGAUAAAUUAUCAUCGUCACAUUACUGGACUUACGAGCCACUCGAAAAUAUUUUACCAUCCAAAAAAAUCACCAAUACUAGUAAUAACACCACUAAAUCUAACAUUCGUAACAAUUCCAAUUCCAAUAUCAAACCCUCCAAAAACAAUAAUAAAUCAACUAUUACAACUCCAAAAAUUGAAAAAGAAACAAUUAUUCCGUUUUCCAACUAUCUUGGUUUAACGGGCCAACCACCUACUGAAAAAUUCGAUGUCGCCGAUCAUUACUGGACUAAUUUACCACUUGAGGCAAUCUUACCAUCAAAAUCAAAAUACAAAAAUACCAAAAAUAAGAAAAAUUCCUCUUUUACACCUUCAUCUAUAAACCUUAAUUUAUUCACCAAAUACGAGCGUCUAAUGAACAAAAAUAAAAGAUAA